This is a messenger RNA of Eruca vesicaria subsp. sativa (arugula), 1230 nucleotides long. Lineage: Eukaryota; Viridiplantae; Streptophyta; Magnoliopsida; Brassicales; Brassicaceae. The record is from the annotation of a GenBank genome assembly.
AUGGCAGGAUCGGCACCAGAAGGCACACAGUUUGAUACUCGUCAGUUUGACCAAAGGCUCAAUGAAGUCCUCGAGGGACAGGAUGAGUUCUUCACCUCCUAUGAUGAGGUCCAUGAGAGCUUUGAUGCUAUGGGUUUGCAAGAGAACCUUCUUAGGGGUAUCUAUGCCUAUGGUUUUGAAAAGCCUUCUGCUAUUCAGCAAAGAGGAAUCGUACCCUUUUGCAAGGGUCUUGAUGUGAUCCAGCAGGCUCAGUCUGGUACUGGCAAAACCGCUACUUUCUGCUCUGGUGUCUUGCAGCAGCUUGACUUCUCCCUUGUCCAGUGCCAAGCUCUCGUCUUGGCUCCAACCAGGGAGCUUGCUCAGCAGAUUGAGAAGGUCAUGCGUGCUCUCGGAGAUUACCUUGGCGUCAAGGUCCAUGCCUGUGUUGGUGGAACCAGUGUUCGUGAGGAUCAGCGUAUUCUCCAGGCUGGUGUUCACGUUGUCGUUGGAACUCCUGGACGUGUCUUUGACAUGCUCCGAAGACAAUCCCUUCGCUCUGACUCCAUCAAGAUGUUUGUCCUUGAUGAAGCUGAUGAAAUGCUCUCCCGUGGUUUCAAGGAUCAGAUCUAUGACAUAUUCCAGCUUCUCCCACCGAAGAUCCAGGUGGACUGGCUCACUGACAAAAUGAGGAGCCGUGACCACACUGUCUCUGCCACUCAUGGAGACAUGGACCAAAACACGAGAGACAUCAUCAUGAGAGAGUUCAGGUCUGGUUCUUCCCGUGUUCUCAUCACAACUGAUCUCUUGGCUCGUGGUAUCGAUGUGCAGCAAGUCUCUCUUGUCAUCAACUUUGACCUCCCAACUCAGCCGGAGAAUUACCUUCACCGUAUCGGAAGAAGUGGAAGGUUUGGGAGGAAAGGUGUGGCCAUUAACUUCGUGACUCGUGAUGAUGAGAGAAUGCUUUUUGAUAUUCAGAAAUUCUACAAUGUGGUUGUUGAGGAGCUUCCAUCAAACGUCGCCGAUCUGCUUUGAAGAAGAAGAAGAAGGAAAGCCACCGUUGUUCGCCUAAGAAGAAAAAGGUUACUUGUUUUGCAAGCUUCUUAUUUGAUUUUUGACCCAUCUUUCUGUCUCUCUUAAUCAUCGAUACCUCUUUCUCGUUUUCUAGUAUGCACCACCUCUUUCGAACAUAUUUGUCUCAUCUGACCAUGUUUCUUCUUAAUCUCAUGCAAUACUUAUUUAUUUUUCUUGUUU